Messenger RNA from Eimeria necatrix, 465 nucleotides. RefSeq names its product ribosomal protein S10, putative. Gene Ontology annotation, cellular component: cytosolic small ribosomal subunit. The record is from RefSeq and is a predicted model, not a curated record. Gene Ontology annotation, molecular function: structural constituent of ribosome; RNA binding. The coding region runs from base 1 to 465 and encodes 154 amino acids. The transcript is spliced from 3 exons. NCBI's taxonomy places the organism in Eukaryota, Apicomplexa, Conoidasida, Eucoccidiorida, Eimeriidae.
AUGACGGUGGGCAUCAAGCCGAGCUUGAUUCCUAAGAAGAAUCGCCGUAUGAUAUACGAGUACCUCUUCAAGGAGGGCGUUCUGGUGGUCCAGAAGAAUCCCAAAUUGGAGAAGCAUCCCGAGAUCGCGGUGCCGAAUUUGCACGUGAUGAUGGUGAUGAAGAGCCUAAAGUCAAAGGAUUUUUGCGAGGAGAUGUUCAACUGGCACCACAACUACUACACCCUCAAGAAUGAGGGCAUGGAGUACCUACGUGACUACCUACGCCUCCCUCCGACAGUUUUCCCCGCCACCCUCACAAAGAAAACCCCAGCGCGUGCACAGCGCGCUGGCCCAGAAGCUGAUGCAGGAGCUGAGGUGGAAAAUUGGAGGGUGGGAAUGAACCGAGGACGCCGCUCUAUGGGCGAGCGCACAGGGGAGGCUCGCGUUGGUGGCGACAGGGCAGAGAGGGCUCCCCGCUACGCGUAA